UUCUCUCAUUAAUCUCCGUAAUCACACAGAUCCAAGAAAACCCAUGCUUUUAUCAAGACCGUGAAGGUCAAUGUGCGGUGACCUUUUGUGGGUGUGCUUGUCUGGCUUGUUUAUCGAAGUUUCCAUGGCAACGGUACAAUGUUGGUUUUCAUCGAGACAACAUUUCUGUACGAAUAAGAUCAAGUUCUAUAACAGUUUGCGUCAUCAGAGCUAGCCAAAAGCAUCACUCUCUCAUACAGCCUCUUGCUAGUGAGUCAGGAAGCCUCUAGGCAAUCGUGAGAUUUUACGUCGAGUCGAAAGUUCAUAAAAGUCAACGGCGUAAACAGUUAUCAAGAGCUUGACGUUCAGCCUUACAGAGGAUCUAUGGAGCUUCCACAUGACAGGGAAAUACCCGGGAACGGGUUGGGAUAGGGUCGAAAGGAGAUGUCAGGGUGCGUGUUGUUUCACAUUUGAAUCAUCUUUAUUUCAAUAGCAUUAUUGUUCAAACCCUGGUUCAUCUGAAGACCAGACGAGAUACCAAUCCUUGGGUGAUAUCUCGGGUUUGUGUUGAUUUCCUUGCGUUUGUUGCGGAAAUGCGGAAGUCGGCCGACAGGUUAGGACGAGGCUCAGGUGUUCUACCUGAUUGGUUACCACGUCAGGAGGGCUCAUUUGCAUAGUCAACAGACACCUUUGGCCCGAGCGCAGGUUGGAAUAUUUAUCGCCGCCAUUUCUCUAGUGUUUGUGACAGGUUUCUUGGGUGGCACGUUUGUAGAUAACAAAUCCACGUUCCGAACCAGAGAUGAGUUGAGAUGUUCCUCGGCUAGCGAGCAGCUGACGGCUGGUAGGACGGGCAGAGACGCCGGGAGCGCCGCCCGUGCGUCAGGUACUCCUGCCCUGCGCCUUCACCUGGCGUAUCGAGGUCGACAUGGCGAACAUUACAUUCAGCACGGCGCUCACGGAGGCUCUCAGCACCUCGGUCGCGACGCUGACCCCCGCCACCGCUAACCUGGUGGGGACCAACAGCUCGCCCUCCCCUGUACAGGACCUGAACACCACCGACAGGGCGGCCGUGGACGGGGCGGUGGCGGCAAGGGGUCUCUUCCUGGCCCUCUUCCUCCUUCUCGGCCUGCUGGGGAAUAGUCUGCUGGUCGCGACCAUCGCCAGUACCGAGAGGCUCCGGAAUGUCGUCUUCAACAUCUUCCUCAUCAACCUGGCGGCGGCGAACUUAGCGGACUGUCUGCUGAACAUCCCGUUCGUGCUGGCGUCCACCACGGCUGGGGACGGCCUGCCGCUCAACAGCACCACCACUACCCUCCCCUGCCAGUUCAACUCCUUCUUUGUGCAGUUUAUAAACAUCGAGCUGGUCCUGCUGAUCUGCACUAUGUGUCUGGACAGAGUGAUGGCCGUGCGGGAACCCCUACAAUACAGCGUCCUGGCGUCCCCGCCCCGUGCAGGUGCCGUGCUCGGCUACACCUGGGCACACAGCCUCGCCUUCUCGCUCUGCAUCCUGGUCGGCACGCCGGCCUCCGUCUACUACAAUGCCCGGUUCCUGUGUUCGCUAGAGCCCCAUGACUCGCUGGCGUACGUCGUGGUGGUGUCCAUCUUCUGCUUCCUCCUGCCCCUGCUACUCAUCAUCACGGCCUUUUGCGUGAUCCUGAAGUACAUCGUGGCUGAGCGGAGCCGCGUCAAGGCGAUGAACCAGUUCCAGUACACAGACGCAGUGCUGCCGCACGAUCAGGCCUUCUGGGCCGAGGUGGACAUAGCGAAGCUGACGGGGAUGCUAGUGGUGUCCUUCAUCGUCCUCAGAGCGCCCUACAUCAUGACUGCGCUCAUCCACGUGUACACAGCCUCCCAGGCAGACAUGGACUACGCCAACCAAGUGGACACCACACUAGUGUGGCUCAUGUUCAGCCAUGCUGUUUUCUUGCCAAUCGUAGCUUUCAGUAAGAAAAAGGAGCUGGGACAAGCCUUUAAAGACAUGGUUCUGUGCAGGAAAAGCAAUUCUAUAAUAGAUUCUGCCAAAGACAACACACUCACCACACAGGUGGCCUUUGACCAGGAGCUGAGACAUUCCAAACCGAAACUGCCGACCAGUCCGACCUUUAACGUGCCCGUGUUGUUCUCUACAAGUGAGGGUCUGCACUAUCACGUCUCCAGCCAGGAGAGACUGUCCAUCCAGGCAGCCGACUUCAGCUCGCUGGAGUCCGGCAUGAAGUCCCCGGACCUGCUGCUGAGCGGCAGUAAGAAGUGCGACGUGGACGAGGGCGGCGGGAACGACAGCGGGACGGAGAUGUCCCAAGACGACGAGUCGGACGGAGAGCGGGAGUCGGCAGGACAGGAGCUGGCUAUGUCGGGACAGGGGCUGACCAUGCCCCGCCUGGAGAAGGGGGGAAGUUUCCCCAAGUUACGGCCGCUGUCGCAGACUGACAUCUCCCUGAACCGAGUGGUCCGCACGAGCUCAGCUUCAGCACCAUAACCCCAGGGUUUGGAAGGACGACAGAGUGCUCAGCACAGACAGGACAUCUACAUGUACUCCUCUCUGCUGGGACACACUGUACACCUCUGCUGGGAAGGCAAG
Branchiostoma belcheri (Belcher's lancelet) is the source of this 2557-nucleotide messenger RNA. RefSeq names its product adenosine receptor A2b-like. Gene Ontology annotation, biological process: G protein-coupled receptor signaling pathway. Gene Ontology annotation, cellular component: membrane. Gene Ontology annotation, molecular function: G protein-coupled receptor activity. NCBI's taxonomy places the organism in Eukaryota, Metazoa, Chordata, Leptocardii, Amphioxiformes, Branchiostomatidae. The coding region runs from base 905 to 2455 and encodes 516 amino acids. The transcript has 2 exons. The record is from RefSeq and is a predicted model, not a curated record.